Psammomys obesus (fat sand rat) is the source of this 1983-nucleotide messenger RNA. RefSeq names its product RNA binding fox-1 homolog 2 (gene Rbfox2). Lineage: Eukaryota; Metazoa; Chordata; Mammalia; Rodentia; Muridae. Gene Ontology annotation, cellular component: nucleus; cytoplasm. Bases 345 to 1694 code for a protein of 449 amino acids. The transcript has 14 exons. Gene Ontology annotation, biological process: nervous system development; regulation of alternative mRNA splicing, via spliceosome. The record is from RefSeq and is a predicted model, not a curated record. Gene Ontology annotation, molecular function: mRNA binding.
GCGCAGCCGGCGAGUGGCGAGGGAGCGCGGGACCGAAGGGCCAAGGGACGGAGGGAGCGGCGCACGCGCGUGCGUGCGUGCGGGCGAGCGAGCGGCCGGCGCGAAGCCCGAGCAGGAGCCGGAGCCGGAGCCGGAGCCGGAGCCGAAGCCAUAACCCGAGCCGGAGCGGUCGUGAAGCCGGAGUCGAAGUCAAAACCGGGCUCCGGGCCGGCGCGCACGCACUCACGCACGCGGGGGGCGGGGCCGGCGCGCGCCCGCUUGUCGCGACAGUCGGGGCCGAGGCCCAGGGGGAGGUGGCCUGUCGCGGGUCGCCCGGCUCCCGGAGGCGAAGGGGGCGCGGGCGGAUGGCGGAAGGUGGCCAGCCGCAGCAGCAGCCGCCACAGCUCGGGCCCGGCGCCGCCGCCCGGGGCAUGAAGCGGGAGUCGGAGCUGGAGCUGCCGGUGCCCGGAGCGGGGGCAGACGGACCCGAGCCCGGCCUGAGCAAGCGGCCGCGCACCGAGGAGGCGGCCGACGGCGGGAUGCAGAACGAGCCACUGACCCCGGGUUAUCAUGGAUUCCCAGCACGGGACGGCCAGGGUAACCAGGAGCCAACAACAACUCCUGACGCAAUGGUUCAGCCUUUUACCACCAUCCCGUUCCCACCACCUCCACAGAACGGAAUUCCCACAGAAUACGGAGUGCCCCACACUCAGGACUAUGCCGGUCAGACCAGUGAACAUAACCUGACACUCUACGGGAGUACACAGCCCCACGGGGAGCAGAGUAGCAAUUCACCCAGCAACCAGAAUGGAUCUCUCACGCAGACAGAAGGUGGAGCACAGACAGAUGGACAACAAUCACAGACACAAAGUAGUGAAAAUUCAGAGAGUAAAUCCACACCCAAGCGACUCCAUGUCUCUAAUAUUCCCUUCCGCUUCCGGGACCCUGAUCUCCGGCAGAUGUUUGGGCAGUUUGGCAAAAUCCUAGAUGUGGAAAUAAUCUUUAAUGAGCGCGGCUCCAAGGGAUUCGGGUUCGUAACUUUCGAGAAUAGUGCUGAUGCAGACAGGGCCAGGGAGAAAUUGCACGGCACCGUGGUAGAGGGCCGUAAAAUCGAGGUGAAUAAUGCUACAGCGCGAGUCAUGACCAACAAGAAGAUGGUCACGCCAUAUGCAAAUGGCUGGAAGUUAAGCCCAGUAGUUGGAGCUGUUUAUGGCCCUGAGUUAUAUGCAGCAUCCAGCUUUCAAGCUGAUGUGUCCCUAGGCAAUGAGGCGGCUGUGCCCUUGUCAGGAAGAGGAGGCAUCAACACUUACAUUCCUCUAAUCAGUCUCCCUUUAGUUCCUGGCUUCCCUUACCCAACUGCAGCCACCACGGCAGCCGCUUUCAGAGGAGCCCAUCUGAGGGGCCGAGGGCGGACAGUGUAUGGUGCAGUCCGAGCGGUGCCUCCAACAGCCAUCCCGGCCUAUCCAGGUGUGGUUUACCAGGACGGAUUUUACGGUGCUGACCUCUAUGGUGGAUAUGCAGCCUACAGAUAUGCACAGCCUGCUACUGCAACCGCAGCCACAGCUGCUGCCGCCGCUGCAGCCGCUUACAGCGACGGUUACGGCAGGGUGUACACAGCUGACCCCUACCACGCCCUCGCCCCUGCCGCCAGCUAUGGAGUUGGCGCUGUGGCGAGUUUGUACCGAGGUGGCUACAGCCGAUUUGCCCCCUACUGAAGUGACGUGAGACCCCUGCAAAUGGGACAGCCCCCAGUUCAUGAGGCCUGGCUAUUGCAAUAUUUACUAGUAGAGGACUCUAUAGCAAGAUGAAGAGGAAAACAAACAAACAAAAAAGAGAGAAUACUUUUUUAUACCUCACUAUGUUCUUUGAAUAUGUAUUUUCCUUUAAAUUUCUGCCUUUAAUUCUUUUGUUCCAAAGAUUGUGCUUUUUUGUUUUGUUUUGUUUUUGGAUUUUUGUUUUAUUUUUGUUUGGGGGGUGGCUUUUUUGUUCUGGUUUGGUUUUGGG